Molecule: messenger RNA, 432 nt
Organism: Solanum tuberosum (potato)
Lineage: Eukaryota; Viridiplantae; Streptophyta; Magnoliopsida; Solanales; Solanaceae
Exons: 2
Coding region: 1-432 (143 amino acids)
Source: RefSeq, a predicted model, not a curated record
AUGGUUGAACCCAAAAAAGUGGAGGAGGCUCUUCUUGAUGAAGAUUGGACACAAGAAAUGCAAGAGGAUCUUAAUCAAUUUGAAAGAAGUAAGGUAUAUGUGGAUGACAUAAUAUUUGGAUCUACAAAUGGUCUAAUGACUCAAGAGUUUUUUAACCUUGUGAGUGGAGAGUUUGAAAUGAGCAUGAUGGGUGAACUUAAUUUCUUUCUUGGAUUACAAAUCAAGCAAAUACCCACAAGUACCUUGAUUCAUCAACAAAAGUAUGUGAGGGAACUACUCAAAAAGUUCAACAUGAGUACUCAUAUUGCUACUGCUACUAAGUUAAACUUGGAUGAAACAUGUGCAUCUAUUGAUCAGAAGAUGUACAACGGAAUUAUUGGGUCUCUAUUGUACCUUACUGGAAGUAGACCUCAUAUCAUGCUUAGUGUUUGA